UAUAGUGCAACCUUUAAACAUCGUUCACCGAGGUGUUCCAAAUGAGAAUAGCGGAAGUACAACGAACAAAAAGGCAACAUCCGGUAAAAAGCUGUGUAAAUGGCAAUUUUCGAUUUUGAAAAACAGGUAUCAAAGAAAACACAGGAUGGAUAAGCAGUAUUCUGUGCAGUUCUUUUCUGAGUUUGUUGAGGCAGUACAAAGACUUUGCCGGGACUACCUCGACUUUGAUCAGGCCGUGGAGAUUGGUGGCUACCUGUCCAUCGAGAUUGACAACUUCAGGAAGGAGCGAUAUGUGCUGAGCGAGAUGCUGCAGAAAUCAGGAAACGUGAUCAGCGAGAGCUACUGCACCAAGGCAUUCAAAACACACAGCCGGUGUUGUGCUGACAAGAAUGCUUUACGUGAACGACAUUCAAAUGUUUCAGACUUUGGCAGUGACACGAACUCAAGCAGAUUCACCUGUGCGAGCGAUAGUCAGAUGUCUGGGCUUGAAACUGGCAAUACUCAAAGAUCUUUACUCCGAUCAAACCAGUUGCGGUCAGCAGUGCGAACAGACCAUGAGAGGACUAGUAGUGGUGGGGACGGAGUGUCUAGUGGGCCACUCACAGAUAGACUUGUUGUCGUGGAGAGGUCAGGUGAUUGUUGUAGUAUUGAAACGUAUUCUGAUGGUUAUGAAACACAGAAAAAGUCUGUGUCGUUGCUGUCAUCUGUACAGCGGUCGCCAAUGUCUACUGCUGCUUGUAACAACCUUGUAAGUGAUAAGUCGGGUGAAGAAAUGAGGACGACGAAGCGUGUUUCUUCAUUGUCCAGUUCAUCUCCAAGAACAUGUAAAAGAGAAAGAUUACAACAAGAUCAAGGGAAAUCAAGUUCAUUAUCCAUGCUCGAUAAUUCUGCAGCAAGUUAUUCUGAAACUUCUUACCAAACUAUUCCAUCAGACAGUGUGAGUAAAGUUGUGCCGGGCGGUUUGUUUUCCGAGCCCUGUGUUGCCUCCUCCACGGAGGAGGCUGUCCGCCUGCCGCUUGGGGCAUUGGUGAAGGAGGAGCCCGAUAGCGAGGACUGUGUGAUGGUGGGGGGGAGUAGUGAGGAGGACAGUAACCUGCUCGAUCCCGGCGAUGUCUCUGGUGAUGUCUCGUUUCUCUUGGAUCCCCUGCAGAGUGGUCAGCCGACAGCAGACGUCCAUAGUCGGUCAGCAGCCUAUACAGAGUCUCUGUCAUCUAGUCCAGCAGACAGGCCAAAGGUGGAUUCCACCAGGAAGUCCCCAAAGAAAGUUAAAACUCGCUAUACUAAUUAUAGUUGUGCAGUGUGUCGAUACUCCACGUACGAGAGGAGUAACUACAAUAGACAUCUGAAGAUCCACAGUGUGAAGUCGAGUAAAAGCGGCGAAUCGACUGUGUGCGACCAGUGUGGCAAGAAGUACAACAGCAGGUACGCCCUGCGUCUGCACAUCAAGAACAUCCACGAGCUUGUCUUCAAGUACCACUGCAAGACCUGCGGCCGAGGCUUCAACCAGACGUUCCAGUUCAGAUCACACUGUUCGAGUCACGUGAAAAUUCCAUCCAACAGGUGCUCCUUCUGUAAAGAAUACUUCCUUCCUGGGUCCUUAAAACAGCACAUGUCAGAGUGCAAGGACAAUCCCAAGUUGCAGGCUGAGAACAUCGGGACGAUGCACAGCUGUGACGAAUGUGAGGCGUCGUUCCCAUCCUUGUCCGGACUCAAGUACCACGUCACCGGAAAGCACAAGCCGCCGACGUACAAGUGUCCUGUGUGUGACAGAAUGUUUGCUUGGAGAUCCAGCCUGAAGGCACACAUGAAUUAUUCACAUGGUUACUCCAGCUGAAAAGUCACACUUGAAUUAUUCACAUGGUUACUCCAGCUGAAGAGAUGGGCUUGAAUUAUUCACAUGAUUACUCCAGCUGAAGAGAUAAGCUUGAAUUAUUCACAUGGUUACUCCAGCUGAAGAGUCACGCUUGAGUUAUUCACAUGGUUACUCCAGCUGAAGAAAUAAGCUUGAAUUAUUCACAUGAUUACUCCAGCUGAAGAGAUAGGCUUGAAUUAUUCACAUGGUUACUCCAGCCAAAGAGUUACGUUUGAAUUAUUCACAUGGUUACUCCAGCCAAAGAGUUACGUUUGAAUUAUUCACAUGGUUACUCCAGCUGAAGGGUCAUGCUUGAAUUAUUCACAUUCACAUGGUUACUCCAGCCAAAAAGUUACAUUUGAUUUAUUCACAUGGUUACUCUAGCUGAAGAGUCGCACUUGAAUUGUUCACAUGGUUACUCCAGCCAAAGAGUUACAUUUGAAAUAUUCACACGGUUACUCCAACUGAAGAGUCAUGCUUUCAGGUCUUGUGUCUUAAGGCCACCAUUGCCAGCAUAAAGUGCUGACCAGGAGGGCUACAUACAUAUAUACCACUUGCAUAUACCAUAAUAGUGGUAAAAAAUUGGUUGCCUACAGAUGUACCCUCGUAAAAUGGGGAAUAUGAAAUGAAUACCUUAAAAACACAGGCUACUGAAUAAGGAGGUCCACCCCAAAACAGCCUGCCCAGCCAGUACAAAGCUGAUUUAGGCAGGCUAUUUUAAACCUACAUGCAUAUUUAAAAUCACAAGGCCUGCAGUUUUAACUUUAAAGUUUAUAGCUAUGCCAAGAGUAUAUGAGUAUGCCAACCCAUAAAUCAUCUAGGCAUAGGUAGGUAGCUAGAUGGUUAUCAGCCUAUUUUAUAGUCUGUCUGUAUGACAGUAAAAGUAUUUAGACAAACAAAAUGAGAAUCCUAGGAGUAUUUGGGUAAUUAGAGCUGCGUGCAUUGGUGUAUUCAGUUGGAAGUAAAUUAGACUGAGAAAUCAACCAUCGGUUGAUAUUAUUGUACUGCACCUUAAGUUUACCUAUAGAAACUUGCGUUUCUCAAACAAUUGUUUGGCAAUACUGUGAUGAUUGCAUUAUGUUGACAAUGUCAUGCACAAUAUCACUUGUUUCUGGGUAUUGGACAACAAAUUUUUUGAUGAUGGGCAAAAUAUCUUGUAGAUGUUAUAAAAGUUCCAAGUGGGAUUCUUUUAUUGCUGUUUAAAUUGGAAGAUGACUUUUGGAUGCCAAUAGGACGUGAGACCAAUCUAGAAAAGACUAGAUAAUAGGCAAUAGUAUAAAUACUGGGAAAAUAAGCAUGCUUGCAUAAUACACCAUUGUAAUAAUAAUGUACAUAUGAUAUUGAACAUAAUCAGGGGUAAUGACUGGGGAUUUGGACAAACAGUUUUUACAUUUUUGCUAUAUUAAGCUGAUCAUACAUGUAGGUUUCCAGGGAAAAGGGAGACAAAAGGAUCUUCUAGGAUAAUUUGAAAUCCCCCUUCCCCAGGUUCAGAUCACACUAUAUUUCUGAUAAUGAAAGUGGAACUAUUAUGCCAUACAAAUGUUUAUGAACACUUAAUUUAUCAGGGAUUCUUUUUCUUUUUCACAUUUAUUUACACACUUAUGUAUGUAUGUAUGUAUGUAUUCAGGCUUUGUGCCAGAAAAUAAUUUGAGGGUAAUUAAUAAAACUAAAACUACAUUAGUGCUCCUACUAGGUGAUUGUGGAUUAGAAAUGUUUUAAAAUUGGACACCACAUUCCAUGUGCUUUAAUAAAAUUUAAACAAGUUCUCUUACUAUUAUCAGUUAUGUCUAAAUAUUACAUAGUUACCCAUUAAUUUCCAAGAUUUUAGAGUACAUAAUCCCCCACCACCAAUACCCUCUCUCUGGCAGCAACCCUAAUAUGUGGUAUUGGUGGUAGUUUACAACUGACUUUAAUACCUCAUACAUUGUUCUGAACACACAAACAAUAACAAAACCCUACAUCCAUCGUAAUCGUAAUUGUAUUAAACAUUUUGUAUAAAGUUUUAGCAUUAGAAGCAUUGGUUUCUUGUUAGUGAUCAACUUGUUAAUGUUUCUAUAAUUCAUGUUUGUUGAAUGUACCAAAUAAGAGACUGCUUGUUUAAUCUCUUGUUUUAAAAGUUCCAGUUGUUUAUCAGUUCCUUAUUUUGACAUACAUGUAGCUGAUUGACAAAGAACAAAGAUGUGAGUUUUCAGCUUGUUUUCUCCCUGAUUCCAUGCUUUUUUAUUUGGUGGAUUUUUGUUUAUUUGCUUAUUUGUUUAUUUGCUCGUAAGUGUAUGGGAUAAUGGGGAAACUGCACACACACACACACACACACACACACUCACUCACACGUAUGUACGCAUACACACACACACACACACACACACACACACAGACAGACAGACACACACAUAAACAAUGCUGGAGAAAAAUUCUGGCAAAAACAAUAAAGAUUUUGGGGCAAAACGAACUGGCCUGAAACCAUUUUGCCAUCAUUCUACUCACUUGUUAUCCCCGAUUUGGGCAUUUUAGUUUAAUUCGGGAGAAUAUCGGCCUGCACCCGCCCGCCCCAAAAACAAGAUGGGAACCCAUACACCUAUGUGCUUGCUUGUUUAUUUGUGGAAAUAAUUUUCACAAAGUAAAUAUCAUUUGAUCUGAAAUGAUUACAAGUAAAUUAUCUAUGGUAUAGAAUUGUCAGCUUUUUGAAGAUUAUUUCAUCUUUUAUUUAUAAAUGAGCAUCACAUAUGUGGAAGACCUACAUAUGUACAUUGUAGUCGGGGCAUAAAAACAGGGAACAUUUGCUAUUAAAAAUUGGCUUAAAACACUUUUAGCAACUAGUAUUUAACAUUGCAGAAUUGUGUAGCGACCUCUGAAACUGGCGUAGCAAAUCGUGACAUGAUACUGAACAAAAUGUUCCCUGAAAAUAUAAACAUGUUUUGGUAGCAUGUGCAAUUGGGCUAGUCAAGUAGAGUUUUUAGUAUUUGGUACCAGAUAUGCCUAAAGGUACACUCAGUUUGUCAUCAAUGUGUUUUGAAGGUCUAUAACUUGUGAAAUAACUACAUCUGUACUGGCCUCGUGGUUAGGCCAUCGGUCUACAGGCUGGUAGGUAAUGGUUUCGGAUCACAGUCGAGGCAUGGGAUUUUUAUCCAGAUACCGACUCCAAACCCUGAGUGAGUGCUCUGCAAGGCUCAAUGGGUUG
Gigantopelta aegis is the source of this 5030-nucleotide messenger RNA. Its product is annotated as zinc finger protein 710-like. The record is from RefSeq and is a predicted model, not a curated record. Bases 146 to 1834 code for a protein of 562 amino acids. Gene Ontology annotation, biological process: regulation of transcription by RNA polymerase II. The transcript is spliced from 4 exons. Gene Ontology annotation, molecular function: DNA-binding transcription factor activity, RNA polymerase II-specific; RNA polymerase II transcription regulatory region sequence-specific DNA binding. Gene Ontology annotation, cellular component: nucleus. NCBI's taxonomy places the organism in Eukaryota, Metazoa, Mollusca, Gastropoda, Neomphalida, Peltospiridae.